Agrilus planipennis (emerald ash borer) is the source of this 1130-nucleotide messenger RNA. RefSeq names its product prohibitin-2. The coding region runs from base 105 to 1007 and encodes 300 amino acids. Gene Ontology annotation, cellular component: membrane; mitochondrion. Gene Ontology annotation, biological process: mitochondrion organization. NCBI's taxonomy places the organism in Eukaryota, Metazoa, Arthropoda, Insecta, Coleoptera, Buprestidae. The record is from RefSeq and is a predicted model, not a curated record. The transcript has 5 exons.
UGAUAGACAUAUAUAUUUCAGUGUGCCGGCCAUUGCUGUGCACGUUGGUAAUUCUAUUAAAAAUUGGUUUUAGAAUUAUUUAAAACAAAUAAAAUAGAGCAGAUAUGGCCCAAAGUAAAUUAAACGAUCUCGCUGGCAAAUUUGGUAAAGGUGGACCACCAGGAUUAGGAAUUGGAUUAAAAUUAUUAGGUGUUGGUGCAGUGGCCGCUUACGGUGUUUCACAAUCUUUAUAUACAGUUGAAGGAGGUCAUCGUGCCAUAGUAUUUAACAGAAUUGGAGGCAUUCAGAAUGAUAUUUUCACAGAAGGAUUACAUUUUCGAAUACCCUGGUUCCAAUACCCCAUUAUUUAUGAUAUCAGGUCUCGCCCCCGCAAGAUAUCAUCUCCUACAGGUUCAAAGGACCUUCAAAUGGUCAAUAUUUCGCUACGUGUCUUAUCUCGACCUGACGCCUCACAAUUGCCAACAAUGUACAGAAAUUUAGGACUCGACUAUGAUGAAAAAGUGCUACCUUCAAUUUGCAAUGAGGUGUUAAAAUCUGUAGUUGCCAAAUUCAAUGCAGCUCAACUUAUUACCCAACGGUCUCAGGUUUCAUUGCUUGUCAGAAGAGAGUUAGUAGAGAGAGCCAAAGACUUCAAUAUUAUUUUGGAUGAUGUGUCAAUAACUGAAUUGUCUUUUGGAAAAGAAUAUACUGCUGCCGUUGAGGCCAAGCAGGUGGCCCAACAGGAAGCCCAAAGAGCUGCUUUCUUUGUAGAGAGGGCCAAACAAGAGAAACAGCAGAAGAUUGUGCAGGCUGAGGGAGAAGCUGAAGCAGCUAAAAUGUUAGGAGAGGCUAUGAGUCGAAAUCCAGGAUAUCUGAAACUAAGGAAGAUUAGAGCAGCACAGAAUAUAGCAAGAACGAUUGCAAAUUCACAGAAUAAGGUGUACCUUAGUGGUAAUGGUCUUAUGUUAAAUAUUUCUGAUCCUGAAUUCGAUGAACAGUCCAACAAACUGAUAAAACGUAAGAAUUAAAUCUUACAGUUGUUGUAGUGUGUAUGUAUGAUAUCUUUUUUUAAAAUUGUAGUAUAAUAAAGUGGAAUUUAAUUCUCAUACAUUAUACUAAGAAUAAUUAAAAAAUAAUGUAAAAAAUCAGAA